AUGGGUAGUGCUGAACAGGAUGUCGAGCUCAAAGACUUCGAGAGCAUAUUCAGCCUCGAGGGCAAGGUCGCUGUCGUGACCGGCGGUUCCCGAGGAUUGGGCCUGAACGUUGCCUCCGGAUUCCUCCAAGCUGGCUGCUCCAAAGUCUACAUUACCUCCCGAAAGGCCAAAGCAUGCGAUGAAGCCGUCGCCGCUCUCAAUGCUCUUCCCAACAAACGACCCGGCGCAGUCGCCAUUUCGGUUCCCGCAGACGCCUCCAAAAUUUCAGAGAUUGAACGGCUGGCGGCCGAGGUCGCAAAGACGACCGAUCACGUCGAUAUCCUGUUUGCAAACGCCGGUGCAACGUGGGGAGCCCCGUUCGAAACGCAUCCCGAAAACGCUUUCAGCAAGGUCAUGGAUCUGAAUGUCAAGAGCGUGUUCUACACUGUUCAGAAAUUCGCGCCACUAUUACAGAAGCGAGCGAGCACAGAAAACCCUAGCAGAGUCAUUGUGACUGCAAGUGUCGCCGGCAUCGGUGUGGGCUCGCUUGGAGAAAAUGCCACAUAUGCAUAUAGUGCAUCGAAGGCGGCCGCCAUUCAUCUCGCGAAGAACUUAGCCGUCGAGCUAGGCCCGAGAGGAAUCAUCACCAACGCGAUCGCCCCUGGCUUUUACCCUACCAAAAUGGCGUCGGGGCUGAUGGAACUGCAAGGUGGGCAGGCCGCAUUGGCUGCCGAAGUACCAAAUAAGAGGCUUGGGCGUCCUGAGGAUAUUGCUGGAUUGGUGGUGUUUUUGAGCAGCAGAGCAGCUUCCCACAUCAACGGUGCCGUCAUCACAACCGAUGGCGGCUCGGUGCUCUCACGGGGCAAGCUAUAG
Messenger RNA from Cladophialophora psammophila CBS 110553, 852 nucleotides. Its product is annotated as gluconate 5-dehydrogenase. Lineage: Eukaryota; Fungi; Ascomycota; Eurotiomycetes; Chaetothyriales; Herpotrichiellaceae. The coding region runs from base 1 to 852 and encodes 283 amino acids. Gene Ontology annotation, molecular function: oxidoreductase activity. The record is from RefSeq and is a predicted model, not a curated record. The transcript is spliced from 2 exons.